Penicillium maclennaniae is the source of this 2742-nucleotide messenger RNA. Its product is annotated as snoRNA-binding rRNA-processing protein NOP14. Gene Ontology annotation, biological process: maturation of SSU-rRNA. The transcript is spliced from 2 exons. Gene Ontology annotation, cellular component: small-subunit processome; nucleolus; Noc4p-Nop14p complex. The record is from RefSeq and is a predicted model, not a curated record. Bases 1 to 2742 code for a protein of 913 amino acids. Lineage: Eukaryota; Fungi; Ascomycota; Eurotiomycetes; Eurotiales; Aspergillaceae.
AUGCCGCCUUCUCAGCUGAAACAGCUGAAGGCUUCGCUCAAAGAUAGCGGGGUGAUUGCUCCCCAGCAAUCCAAGAAGCAGAAGCGCCAAAAUGCGAAGACCGGCGCCGCGGCGCAAAAUCGGAACCAGCGCAAUGCCGCUUUACAAGCCAUUCGGGAUCGGUUCAACCCUUUCGAGAUUAAAGCGCCUGCCGGUCGCGCCAAAUUUGAAGCGACUACUCGCGAUUCAGGCUCGAAACCAGCUGCGCGCGCCCGUCCGGGUGUCACAAAAUCUUUGGGUGAAGAAAGGCGCCGUGCCACCCUCCUCCAAGAGAUGAAUAGCCGUAACAAAGUCGGCGGACUUAUUGAUCGCCGUUUCGGUGAAAACGAUCCGACUAUGACCCCCGAGGAACGAGCCGCCGAACGAUUUGCGCGAGAGAGUCAGAGAAAGAUGCGCAAGGAAUCCAUGUUCAACCUUGAGGAUGAGGAGGAUGAUUUCCAGUUUACGCACAUGGGGCAGCCUUUGACUCUCGAAGGAGAGACGCUGAAGGACGAUUUCGAGGCCGGCGACCUAAAUGGUGAAGAAUCGGACGAGGAAUCUUCACGGAAACGGAAGCGUUAUGUCGACGACGAUGAAGACAUGGGAAUGGAGGAGGACAUGGACAUGGACAAUGACUUUAUCGAUCAUGGUGACGGAGACCAACCCGAGCGGAAGAAGUCCAAGGCAGAGGUGAUGAAGGAAGUCAUUGCCAAAUCCAAGUUCUACAAGCACGAGCGACAGCAGGCCAAGGAGGACGACGAAGACCUUCGAGAUGAGCUUGAUAAGGAGCUCCCCGAUCUCUUCGAGGCUCUUCGAGGCAUGAAGAAUCCCGGUAAGCCGGAGCCGGCCAAGCAAGAUCUCGACGCCAUGAACCCGGAACGUGCAGCCCUACUACAGGAACCAGAGAAGAACAAAACCGAAAGAGAGUACGAUCAACGUCUCAAGCAACUGACAUUCGACAAGCGGUCGGCGCCUACAGACCGUACGAAGACUGAAGAGGAGAAGGUGGAAGAGGAGGCUGCGCGACUGAAGAAGCUUGAACAUGACCGGGUCCGCAGAAUGCGCGGUGAAGUAGUCACCGAUGACGAAGAGGAAGAAUCCGAUAAAGAUUCGUUCAUGCAGGACGACGAGGAUGAAGAAAUUGAUGAUGCGGAGGCUUUCGGCCUUCCCUCUUCCUCAUACCAACCUCGUCCUGAAUUGGCCGUAGAGGAUGAAGACGAUUUUGUCAUUGAUGAUGACUUGGUCGAGACAAGGUCAAAUGCUAGCCUCGACCUGGAUGCAAUCGACAUGGAGGAGGAAUCUUCAGAGGAAGAGGAAGUUGAGUCAGAGAAUGAAGAUGAGCUCAUCAACGGAAUGACACUGCCCACAACCAGUGCUUCAGGAGCCGCAUCCACAGCCGUUGAAGUCAAUCAAACCGCCGAGGGAAAGCUGGCUUUCACAUACCCUUGUCCAUCCACCCACGCAAGCUUCCUUGAGACUAUCGAAGGUGUGCCGACCGAGGAUGUUCCGACUGUCGUUCAGCGUAUUCGUGCUCUGCAUCACCCUCGCCUCCAGCCCGGUAACAAGGAAAAGCUUGGGAAAUUCGCCGAGAUCCUCGUUGAACAUGUCUCCUAUAUGGCUAACGAGAGCGAGGAGCCUUCGUUUGCUGUGAUCGAGAGCCUUCUGCGUCAUAUCCACUCUCUCGCCAAAACUCACCCAUUAAACGUUGCCAUGUCAUUCCGCGCGCGUCUUCGCGAGAUUACCACCGAGCGUCCCCUUAACCUUCUCCCUGGAGACGUGGCCAUUCUUUCUGGCAUCUCAACCGUCUUCCCCACUUCCGAUCACUUCCACUCUGUCACCACGCCAGCUCAUCUGUGCUUGGCUCGAUUCUUGGGCCAGUGCUCGGUCAAAACAGUCUCCGACUUCGCGACCGGUGCAUUCGCCACAACUUUGUGUCUCCAGUAUCAAACAGAUGCAAAGAGAUACAUGCCCGAGUUCAUCAACUAUACUCUCAAUGCCCUUUGUAAUCUUGCACCUACUGAGCCGACUUCGAAACUUGGUUUCUUCCCAGCCAGAAAAUCCGAAGACUCUGUACGGCUCGCGCCGUCUAAGAAGGUCACCCCGCGCAAGCUGCAGUUCCGAGACAUCAUUGCAUCAGCCUCCGACUCUGAUGCGCAGGAAGAACUCAAGAUUUCUCUUGUCACCACGUUUGUCUCUCUCCUCGGCGCUGCCUCUGACAUUUGGUCGGAGAAGUCUGCCUUUACCGAGAUCUUUACCCCCGUCCGUGAAGUUCUUCAGUACCUCCGCCAAUCUUUCAAGAGCAAAGUCUUUGGCGCGGCCCGAGAGCCUAUCCAGGCGGCCUUAGACAAGAUUGAUGCUCAUCUUGCCAACGCUCGUCUCACUCGUCGCCCGUUGCUCCUCCACAAUCACAAGCCCUUGGCUAUCAAGUCGGCCAUUCCCAAGUUCGAGGAGGACUUCAACCCGGACAAGCACUACGACCCGGACCGCGAGCGUGCCGAGUCCAACCGUCUCAAGAAGGAGUUCAAACGCGAGAAGAAGGGCGCUAUGCGCGAAUUGCGCAAGGAUGCCAGCUUCAUUGCCCGCGAGAAGCUUCGCGAGAAGAAGGAGCGCGAUGCCGCUUACGAGCAGAAGUACAAGAGGCUUGUGGCCGAGAUCCAGAGCGAAGAGGGCCAAGCUGCCAACGCUUACGAACGCGAGAGGAGAGCGCGCCAGGGCAAGCGGUAA